Molecule: messenger RNA, 1122 nt
Organism: Epithele typhae
Lineage: Eukaryota; Fungi; Basidiomycota; Agaricomycetes; Polyporales; Epitheliaceae
Exons: 7
Coding region: 1-1122 (373 amino acids)
Biological process (GO): mRNA splicing, via spliceosome
Cellular component (GO): U2 snRNP; U2-type spliceosomal complex
Molecular function (GO): RNA binding
Source: RefSeq, a predicted model, not a curated record
AUGGCCGUCGAUGUGUGGCUCCUCAGCAGAAGCCCAGCCGCGGCGUUCGCAGACGAUCCCCGCGUGCACUACGAUCGGAAUGCGGGGACGUGGCGGUUCGAGCAAGACGACGGGUCCGAGCUGGAGUACGACGGCGCGAAAGGCGCAUGGGUCCCGGUGCUGGACGAGGACCUCCUCAAGGCACAACAGGCCGCGUACUCGGUAGCGGGCGUCGAUGAAGAGCACCAAACGCGGCAAGGCCGACGGCGCGCCGCCGCCCCCUCGAAGAACACGGCGGUGUACGUGACCGGCCUCCCGCCGGACGCGGACGCGGACGAGGUCGCGGAGCGGUUCGGGCGGUUCGGGCUGAUCGAGGAGGACGACGGCGGGGACGCGAAGGUGAAGCUGUACGCGCGCGAGGACGGGGGCUUCUCCGGGGACGCGCUCGUCGUGUACUUCAAGCCGGAGAGCGUCGCGCUCGCGAUCACGAUGCUCGACGACGCGGAGCUGCGUGUGGGCGAGCCCGCGACGCGCAUGCGCGUGCAGCGCGCCGAGUUUGGGCACAAGCACGAAGGUGGGGGUGCGGGUGGGGGAGGCGGGGAGGGGCAGCAGGCGCAGGCGCAGGCGCGGCCGCGGAAGACGGUCACGGACAAGAAGCGGGCGACGCGGCGGAUAGGGAAGAUGCAGAGGAAGCUGGGGGAGUGGGACGACGAGGACGGGUUCGGGCCGGCGAUCACGGAGGAGGACAAGGCGAUCGCGGCGAGCAAGCACGAGCGCGUCGUCGUGCUCAAGCGCAUGUUCACGCUCGAGGAGCUCGAGGCGGACAAGUCGCUGCUGCUCGACCUGAAGGAGGACGUGCGCGAGGAGUGCUCGACGCUCGGGGAGGUCACGAACGUGGUGCUCUAUGAUGAGGAAGCGGACGGCGUGAUGACCGUCAAGUUCAAGGACCCACUCAGUGCCCAGGCAUGCGUCAUUAAAAUGAACGGCCGUUUCUUCGGCGGACGUCGGAUAGAGGCCUCGCUCUUCGCAGGCCGCCAGCGGUUCCGGCGGAGCGGCUACGGCGACAACUUCGGAAACGGAGACGAGAACGAGAAGUCGAGAUUGGACGACUUCGCAUCAUGGCUCAUGGCAGAGGGCGAGUGA